GAAAAAGACGUACAAACACCUGGCCUCGCCUGAAAUCAACACAAUCUAUCAUCACCUCAAACCAAAAUCCACCGUACAAAAGACCGGAAAAAGUCGUACGACGCGACGCCGUUUACCGACACGUUUCGGUGUUGUCGUUAUUCCUUUGCUGUUAAGAAACCCCCCUCUCUCUUGGAAUGAAUAAAGCAAUCGAUCAUUCUCUCUAAAAUUGUCCCAUUUCUUUGAUGCGCAAUUGGGUAUAUUCUUUUUCAGAAUUUGGUUCCAAUGAAGGAAGCCAUCAACGGUGAACGGGGAGAGCCAAGCGUACCGUUGGUUGUGCCAAAUGACGGUUUGAGAAAUAAUGGUCUCAUUCCCCAGCUAUUUACCUCUGUACCAUCACUCAAUGAAGCUGCCUCUUAUCUUGCACAAACAACUUCUUUGUUUACUGGAUGUUUCUCUGAUUAUUCUGUAGAACCCUCCUAUAGAGAUUCUGGGAAUUCCAUUGUACAUGCACAGGAAUUAAUAACGUUUUCUUCUGGAGAAACUAUGGGGUCUGUGGUUACCACUAAUGCUGCAGCUGCUGCUCCUCUAAAUAGUGAAAUAGCAAGCACCUCAGCGGGAGAGUCUUCUCAAGAUGCUAGUGGAGAUGUAAAUCAUACUGGACAAAAUGGAAUUUCAAUGUUUAAAAGCCUUAUUGACCGGGCACGACGGACGGUUCGUGGGUCUGCAGAUGAUAUAGGUUGGCUACAACGUGCUUCAGGAAUGCCACCAGUUGAAGAUGGAACCGGAAGAUUCAUGGAAAUUCUUGACAAUGUCCGGCAUGGUCUUCACAAGUUGCCAAACUCAAUGGUGUAUUUGCUGGUUCCAGGUCUUUUCAGCAACCAUGGACCGCUAUAUUUUGUUAACACAAAGAAUAGUUUCUCAAAGAUGGGUCUAGCCUGUCAUAUUGCCAAGAUUCACAGCGAGGCUUCAGUUGAGAAAAAUGCCAGAGAGAUAAAAGAGUACAUUGAGGAAAUCUAUUGGGGUUCCAGAAAACGCGUUUUGCUUCUUGGACAUAGCAAAGGGGGAGUAGAUGCAGCUGCUGCUUUAUCACUUUAUUGGUCUGAUUUGAAAGAUAAGGUUGCUGGAUUAGCAUUAGCACAGAGUCCUUAUGGUGGCAGCCCCAUAGCUUCGGAUAUCUUGCGAGAAGGACAGCUCGGCGAUUAUGUUAAUAUACGGAAACUUAUGGAGAUUCUGAUCUGUAAAGUGAUUAAGGGUGACAUGCAAGCUUUGGAAGAUUUGACUUACGAGAAGAGGAGACAAUUUUUGACAAAACAUCAAUUGCCAAAAGAACUCCCUGUGGUUUCAUUCCACACAGAAGCUGGCAUUUCUCCUGCCGUUUUAGCCACAUUAUCUCACGUUGCACAUGCUGAGCUCCCAGUGGUUGCUCCCCUAUCUGCAGCACAACCUGCCAAACUCCCAGUGGUAAUUCCCCUUGGUGCUGCAAUGGCUGCGUGUGCCCAGCUGCUGCAAACCAGGUACGGCGAGAAGAGCGACGGCCUUGUCACGUGCCGCGACGCAGAAGUCCCCGGAUCCAUUGUCGUGCGGCCGAAACGAAAAUUGGACCAUGCAUGGAUGGUGUACUCAUCAUUGAACGAUGACUCAUCUGAAGCAGACGCCUCCCAAGUGUGCGAGGCUCUUUUGACGUUACUGGUGGAGGCUGGGCAGAAGAGGAGGCAUGAACUUUCAAUGAAAGAUGAAUGAGGGCAGUGAGGUUGGUUUCCACUUUCCAUCUCAUUGUCAUGAAGUUGUUGUUGCUGUAAAUUGUAAUGAUGUUAUCUUUUUUCUUUUCUUAAUUGUUUUUACUUUCUCUUCUCCAUUCUAAAAAAAAUUACAUAGUUUUUUCAAUGGUCUAGAUUUAGUUUCAAGUUUUUUAAGAAAAAAAAAAAUAGUGAAAUUAAAUCUGAAUCGUUGAAAAAACUAUAAAAAAUCAUGCACCUAAGUUGAGGAUGAUAUUUUUGUACAAUGGUUAGGACUACACGUGUCAACUUUUAGAAACUCAAACGUGUUAUCAUCAAACACGUUUCUCUUCUCUAAUCAAGCUGAAAGAGCUUUCAUUUUUGUGGUGAAA
Molecule: messenger RNA, 2089 nt
Organism: Corylus avellana
Lineage: Eukaryota; Viridiplantae; Streptophyta; Magnoliopsida; Fagales; Betulaceae
Product: alpha/beta-Hydrolases superfamily protein
Source: RefSeq, a predicted model, not a curated record